AUGAGGGGAUACCAAUUUACUUGGGAGAAGUACAGUGGAACGGAUCAAUGGUUAGAGGAGAGAUUGGAUAAGGUGUUGGCGACGAUGGAGUGGUGUGAUGCGCAUGGAAGGGCGGGUGUAGAGAAUAUAAUCACUCGUAACUCAGACCAUUCGGCUUUGUUCCUUGAUAUGAAUGCACAAAGAAGGGGAGGACAAAGGAUCCCGAGGAACUUCAAGUUUGAGAUGGCAUGGCUGCUGGAUGAGGGGUGUAGAGAAGUGGUGGAAACCGCCUGGCAAGGGGGGAGGACAGAGGGAUUGUUGAAUUGUCAGCAACGAUGUGGGGACAGGCUGAUGCGCUGGGGUGGAGACCAUUUUCAUAAGUUUGGGGAGCAUAUCUGGCGGCUGCGCAAGGAGCAGGGGCGGAUCCGUGGUAGGAGGGAUCCGGCAUCUUUGGCUGAGUUCCAGCUGUUGGAUAAUCAGAUCUCUCAGUUAGAAGCCCAAGAAGAUGUUUUUUGGAGGCAGAGAGCGAAGUAG
Ipomoea nil (Japanese morning glory) is the source of this 513-nucleotide messenger RNA. RefSeq lists its product as uncharacterized. Lineage: Eukaryota; Viridiplantae; Streptophyta; Magnoliopsida; Solanales; Convolvulaceae. The transcript has a single exon. The coding region runs from base 1 to 513 and encodes 170 amino acids. The record is from RefSeq and is a predicted model, not a curated record.